CUGGGUUCGUGGUGGUUAAGUAAAGUUGUAUUUGUUUCUUGUCGCUCAUUCAAAACGUGUUUCUUUUACUCUACAGUACAUUUAAAUAUAUAUAUAUUUUUCUGUUUAAUGUUGGCUAAAGAUAAAAUUGCUUCCAUACAAGUGGGAUGUUAGUUGGCUACAGCAGCAGCUCCGAAGAAGAAAAUGAAGUUAUACAAAACGGAAAGCGAAAAGGUGAACAUCUCCAAAGUGACGACAGCUCGCUGGAUAAUAAGAGAUCCAAAAAAGAAGCAGGUUGUCUAUUGAAAGUCACUCGGCUCCAGUCAGUGACAGACAGCAAAAAGUCCUCCAGCCAUGCGAAGGGAGAGGAAGCAAGGCCACUCCAGAAGUGUUUCCUAGAGCAACGAGCCCGCCUGCCCCUGCCAGGCAGCGUGCUGAACAUGUUCAAGGAGACCGAGGAGAAAGAAGUGUUUGAGGACAGCACCCAAUAUGGAGGACGGAUACGCUCCUUUGCACAUGAGCGAGGAAACUGGGCCACUUAUGUCUACCUGCCAUACCUAGCUGAAGAUGAGUCUCUGGAGCUGGCUGAUCAGCUGAUCUCUGGUGCUGGGUCCCAUGGUGUCUCGCUGACCAGAAUGGAAGAGUUUCACAUCAGCCUAUCACAAACUGUCAUUCUGCGCCAUCACUGGAUAGAACCCUUCAUCCUGUCGCUGAAGGAGGGUCUGGCUUCUGGCAGAAGGUUCUUGUGUGUUGCAGACAGAUUGAAGGUCUACACAAACCAGGAGAGAACCCGGACCUUCCUGGGGCUGGAGGUGAGAGCAGGACAUGCUCAGAUGCUGGAGAUGGUCCGAGCGAUCGACAGGACCAUGCAGGAGUUCAACCUGAGCACAUUUCACCAGAAUCCAUCAUUCCACAUCAGCCUGGCCUGGUGCGUGGGUGACUGCUCUGAGAGCCUACGAGGGUGCUUUCAAGAACUGCAGACUAUAGUUGAUGAUUUUGAAGACAGUGCUUCCCUGUUGAGAUUUUCUGGACAUGAAAUUCGCUGCAAGUCUGGGAAUAAAUUCUUCUCCUUCCCGCUACUCUGAUGUGGAGUGUAGAUCUGCAGGAACUGGACAUAAAACUGGAAACGGAUGGUAUCAUAUUCACCCCUUGUUACAUCCAAACUACACUAGGUAUCCAUGCAUGAACAACACAGGGAACUGAAGCUGCAGAGAGAUUAUGGGAUUUUAAAAUUGCCUUUUACAUUCCAUAUUUAUGAAAAUACUGUAAAAUAAAAUAUUUUUAAAAUAUU
Acipenser ruthenus (sterlet) is the source of this 1270-nucleotide messenger RNA. It is a transcript of the gene usb1, whose product is annotated as U6 snRNA biogenesis 1. The coding region runs from base 147 to 1064 and encodes 305 amino acids. Gene Ontology annotation, biological process: U6 snRNA 3'-end processing. The transcript has 7 exons. The record is from RefSeq and is a predicted model, not a curated record. Gene Ontology annotation, molecular function: 3'-5'-RNA exonuclease activity. Lineage: Eukaryota; Metazoa; Chordata; Actinopteri; Acipenseriformes; Acipenseridae. Gene Ontology annotation, cellular component: nucleus.